AUGGCUUGCAGACCUCAUUGGUUUGGAACCUUUACGGGCCUCUAUUGCACAUUCUACACCAUCAUUUUCAUUUUCAUUCUUCUCUCAAUUGUUUUCUGGAUAGUAAUCUCCCCCUCAAGCGUGAAAUUCCAUGUAACCGACGCUACUCUCACCGAGUUCAACCUCACAAACAACAACAAUACAUUAUACUACAAUUUCAAACUCAACGUCACCGUGAGAAACCCCAACAACAACAUCAUAGUCUAUUAUCGAAGAAUCACCGCAAUUGCUUGGUACAAAGACAAUAGUUUUGGUUAUGUGAGUUUGACACCGUUCGACCAAGGACACAAAAAUACAACAUUUCUGGGACCGAUUGUGUUUAAUGGAAAUACUAAGAUCAAACUCGGACGUAAACAAGUUGAUGAGUAUAGCCAAGAGACGCGUGUUGGGAUUUACAAUGAUUUGGCAGUUGAUUUUGAUAUUAAAAUUAGAGCUAAGUUUGGAAGCUUUUAUAAGAGUGGAAGGUUUAAUACACCGGUUGUGCAGUGUCGUCGUUUGAGAGUUCCUUUGAUUUCUGCUAACUCAUCAUCUUCAUCAACAACAUUUUCUUUUAGUGACAGAAGAUGUAGCAGCGCUUCUUUCUUUGCAGAUCGUGAUGCAGAUGCAGGAGCUGGAUAUGUAUAA
Vicia faba (fava bean) is the source of this 663-nucleotide messenger RNA. The record is from the annotation of a GenBank genome assembly. Lineage: Eukaryota; Viridiplantae; Streptophyta; Magnoliopsida; Fabales; Fabaceae.